UGCAAGAUCUUCAAAACCCAGAAAAAUUCAUCUGAUUCCUUUUUUUCCUUUUUUCUAAUCCCUGUUUUUGCCCUAGAUUUCUUUAGGGUUUUGGGAACGGAUUUGUGUUAUGCAUUUUCUCUCUUACAAGGGUUGAAUCAGGUCUCUUUGUUGUUGGUUUGUGUUGUUCCAAGAGUGUUUCGACAUGCCUGCUCUUGCGAAUUAUUGCGGAACUGGUGAACUCCACAAUGCCGGGGGUUCCAUUUGUAAAACUCAGUUGAAUUUGGGCAAAUUGCUUUACACUGGUGACAAUGCGGGUGUAUAUUAUUACCCUCCAAACAAAAGGGCUCGUAUUAGUUCCUCAGUUCUCUCUGUUGAAUCAGAAACCGAGGUUUCCGAGCAGCAAUCUAUCGAAAUUCUCCCCGAUGAGUGCCUCUUCGAGAUCCUGAGACGCCUCCCCAGAGUCAAAGAACGGUGUUUGUCUUUGUGUGUAUCCAAACGCUGGCUUAACGUUCUGACUUCUAUGCGGCUGUCUGAAUUCUCCGCCUGUAACGAUGUGGACAUGGUUCUGAGUGAAGAUGAUGAUGAUGGAAGCCGAGUAAGGUGCUUGGAAGGGAAAAAGGCAACAGAUAUGACGCUUUUUGGUCUUGCUGUUGGAAGAAAUCUCUGUAAUGGUCUUGUGAAGCUCUCAAUCACGGGAAGCUCCAUGGCCUCGAACUUUGGAGUUUCAGCAGUUGCUCGUUCGUGCACUUCAUUGAGAGCCCUUUCCUUAUGGAACGUGCCUCAUGUUGGGGACAAAGGUCUUCCUGAAGUAGCUAAAGAGUGUCAUUUGCUUGAGAAGCUUGAUCUUUCCCACUGCCCUUCAGUCACUAGCAAAGGGUUGAUCUCUGUUGCCCAGAACUGCCCAAAUCUAACUACUUUGAAACUCGAGUCGUGCCCGAGAAUAGGAAACGAGGCCUUGCUAGCUAUUGGAAGGUACUGCCCCAAGUUAGAGUCUAUCACUGUCAAAGACUGCCCACUUGUUGGUGAUCACGGCAUAUCAAGCCUAAUUUCCUCUGCUUCACCUGUCCUUUCCAAGGUUAAUCUCCACGGUCUGAGCAUCACAGAUUUCUCUCUCGCUGUUAUUGGGCACUACGGGAAGUCCAUCACCAGCCUCAUGCUAAGUAAUCUCCUGAAUGUUACUGAAAGAGGCUUCUGGGUCAUGGGAAAUGCUCGGGGUUUGCAUAAGUUGGUGUCUUUGGGAGUUACUUCUUGUCGAGGAGUUACGGAUCUGAGCCUCGAAGCUUUGGGGAAAUGUUGCAUAACCCUAAAGCAGGUCUGCCUUCGCAAGUGUGGCUUCAUCUCCGACAAUGGAUUGGUGGCGUUUUCAAAGGCCAUGGGAUCUCUCGAGACCCUGAAACUGGAGGAGUGCAAUGGGAUUGGUCAGUCGGGAAUUUGCGGCGUUCUUUCUAGUUGUGGAGGGAAAUUGAAGUUUCUUUCUCUUCUGAGGUGUACAGGGAUAAGGGAUCUCGCCUUCAAAUCAUCAGAUUUGUAUCCUUGUAACUCUCUGAGAUCCUUGUCUGUACAAAGCUGUCCUGGAUUUGGUAAUGGCGGGCUUGCUAAUCUCGGGAAGCUUUGUCCAAACCUUCAGCAUCUAGAUCUCAGCGGUCUUUACGGGACAACGGAUGCCGGGCUUCUCCCGCUUAUAGAAAACAACAGGGCCGGACUUGUCACGGUGAAUCUAACUAGCUGCUUCAACUUGACCGACGGAGUUGUCUACUCCUUGGCCAAGUUACAGGGCGGAACCCUCGAGGUCCUCAAUCUCAAUGGUUGCAGAAGGAUCACGGAUUCAAGCCUAUCAGCCAUGGCAGAGAAUUGCAUGUUUCUAAGGGAUCUGGAUGUGUCAAAGUGCGGGAUAACCGAUUCUGGUAUCGCUUCUCUAUCUCGAGCCGAGAAAAGGUUAAACCUUCAAGUUCUGUCUGUGUCAGGUUGUUCCGAGGUAUCGAACAAGAGCCUCGUGUCCUUGAAGAAACUGGGCAGGACCCUUCUUGGUUUGAAUAUCCGAGGUUGUGAUUCCAUUACCAACGAGACUGUUCAGCGGCUCGUGGAAAGUCUAUGGAGGUGUGAUAUUCUCUCGUAAAUCUCGGGUUUUUCUUUGUACGUUCUCGGGUAUGUUCUCCUUGCAUCCAACUACCCGCAUCCACAAAGGAAAGUUUUAGCUCGUGACCGUUGUUUCCCAUCGGGGUUUUCGGGAAGAUCUGUACUCGAUCUUUCCCUUUUUUAGCAGGAUUUCUCUAGCUAGAAACCUGUUACCAACCUUUUUCCCCCCCGGCGGAAACACAGUCUCGAGCCAAAAGAGAGGAGACUAUCGUCUUGCUCCGGUGGACGCUGGUGCGUUCAUGGACAGAUCGCGUUAAGACUGCGUUUGCAUUUGCAUUUGCGUUUGGACAGAAUCUUGUUUUUGGUGACUUUGGCAAUGGCUUUGAGGGAUCAGAUCUUCACAGCCAUCGACACAACCUUGUUCUUGAGGUUUUUGUGUGUUUUUUUUUUUUUGGCGACAGAGUCUUUUAAGGUGUGUUUGAACAGGCUUCUCUUGUGUCUGUACGUGUUCCUUCGCAACCAAAGCAAUCUCUGUUGUUUCAACUGUAAGACCGGUUCUUGGUUUUACGGUUAUACCGGUUUUCUGCAACCAAUUAAGCUUCUCAUUCCGGUUAA
This is a messenger RNA of Tarenaya hassleriana, 2673 nucleotides long. RefSeq names its product EIN3-binding F-box protein 1-like. Lineage: Eukaryota; Viridiplantae; Streptophyta; Magnoliopsida; Brassicales; Cleomaceae. The record is from RefSeq and is a predicted model, not a curated record. Gene Ontology annotation, biological process: SCF-dependent proteasomal ubiquitin-dependent protein catabolic process. The coding region runs from base 185 to 2098 and encodes 637 amino acids. Gene Ontology annotation, cellular component: SCF ubiquitin ligase complex. Gene Ontology annotation, molecular function: protein binding. The transcript is spliced from 2 exons.